Messenger RNA from Blumeria graminis f. sp. triticale, 2166 nucleotides. The record is from the annotation of a GenBank genome assembly. Lineage: Eukaryota; Fungi; Ascomycota; Leotiomycetes; Helotiales; Erysiphaceae.
AUGCCUACCGAUGAGGCAGUUGGAUGCCAUCUAGAGUCACCCGAAAAAAUAGACGAGCGCAAAGCAGCGAUAGGUGACAGAAACAGAAACCGAAAAGACAAAUACGGGAAAAUUCUAGAGGAAAGCUACCGCUCCUUGCACGAUAUGCGAAGUAGACUAAAUCCGGAAGUCCAAGAAUAUAAUUAUCACACAAGCGAUAGGAGGGAUGAUUCCUACGCCGGCUCGAGCUUCGUAUCAGACAACGAGCAAAAUUCAGAGAGUGGGACUGGUGGCUCAAAUUCUCACCAUGGUGGGGAAAUGGAUGAUGUCUUCAGCGAUUCCGGGCGCAGCCAAAGAAGCAGUAUUAACUCAUUCCAUGAGAACGCUCCCUCGGAAAAGUCGUCUCAGAAAUCUUCAAUGAUGCCCACAGAUGUAGAUGAAACAACCUCACGGAGUGAUUCUCAUAUUCCAAUCUCAAGAUCUCCCAGCGGGAUAUCUUAUCCUGGUUCGAACCCGUCUGAUCUAAUCAUGGUAAAGCCAAAAACAAGGUCUCCUUUUCGAUCCCCAUCGUCAGUUCGGGCCAUUCAAAUGACUUCUCCUACACCGUCAAUGUUCCCUUCUUCGCUCCCAUCAGAUCAAAAGCUUUCAUCUUCCCGGCGAGGGACUCUGAAUGUGAAGAGCACGCCAAAUAAGACUACACCUACUCGUCUCAAGCGCCCCCCUAAAGAUCCACUCGUACUUUUGCACAUCACAAUUAUGCCCUUGAAAUGGCCUUAUUCUUACAUCUCAUCUUCCUCUGAAGUACCGGAAUCUAUAAAAACUAUACAGGAGACAUGGAGAUUACUUCAGGAUAAGGUGGGAAACACCGUUUUGGAGCGUGGUAUUCUCUUAGCACAUCCACAAGACUCUUAUGAAACACUCGAGGAACGUUUGCUUGAAGCCCUAGAGCUCCCCCUUCACGUGAGGGCCAGAAUUCUAAAAUGUGGACACUAUAUUGGGUCAUCGUACUUGGAGACAUUCACCACAGAUGAAGCCCAGGACGAUUCCAUAUCUGUAAGAUCACGAGACAGCAUUCCAAAUAUUCCCAGAAAAUGCCUUACCUGUGGAAGAGAAAUACUUUUCCAAGAAUUAAAAGAAUGUAAAAAACCUGAGAAUCGGUUUUGCAUCAAAGUAUUCGCAUCCAACGGCUUAAUGAGCCCAGGUGCCUGGACUGCAGCUUGGAGGGAAAUGGAACGAGUCGAUGUAGAGAUUGAGCCACACGUCGAGCCACACGUACGUGAGGAACUUGAACGAUUGGCUCCUGCGUCGCAACAUCUUGUCUCCCUUCACCAUGAUGACGAUGAUGAUGAUGAGGACUUUGACCGCGAAGAGAUGACUACCCGUUAUUCGAGUCACCUGGACAUAGAUCAUGAGAAAGGCGAGGAAGAGUUAAGAAUAGAAGCCGAACUUCGGGAGCAUGAACAACGCGAGGAGAUGCGUAGGAAUGCAACGGUUAAGGAGGAAGAAGAGCGUGAAAAAGAAGUGAGGCGCAUCACUGAAGAGAUGAGCCGGAAUUAUGGCCGUUCCGGCCUCGAACGAAGUGCCAGUAGCCGCAGUAGUAGACAAAGUACCGUCCAAGAGAGCCCACGGAAAACUACCAAGGCCGCACCUUCUGCUGCGAAAACGACUGAGAGUGAAUCUUUCUUACAACUACUCUUCGCAGCAGUGCGUGUGAUUCUGCAAGAUAAGCGCAACAUUUUGAUUGGGCUGCUAACACUGUUCCUGCUCGGCCUUGGAAUAGUCCCAGGCGGCCUGAUCAUGCGCCAUCGUGCACCUCAGGAGCCUUACGUCCCCAAGGAAGCAACCUCCCGCUCUGAGCCCUGGUCGGCCGAGCCACCUACGAUGACGACGACCGUCUUCGCGGAAAAGAUUGUGACUCGUCUUAUCACUGUGCCUGCCCCAACCGCUGCAGCAGAGAAGUCGAUCGUACCGGUCGCCCUGCCUUCGGAAGUGUUGGAUGCGCCGCAACACCUCCCGCACGCUUCAGACCAAGCCUCGGUCCCCUCGCGGUAUUUCCGCACUCGACCUCAAAAUAUGCCUCUCAUGCCUGUAGAUCGUCUCCAGACCAUCGAGCUACCUUUAUCACAUUUGAAUUCACCCCGUGAUAUAGACCAUGACGAGUUAUCUCUUGAAAAGGAUGAGUUAUAG